Messenger RNA from Lagopus muta (rock ptarmigan), 4878 nucleotides. Its product is annotated as histamine H3 receptor-like. The record is from RefSeq and is a predicted model, not a curated record. The transcript has 3 exons. Gene Ontology annotation, cellular component: membrane. NCBI's taxonomy places the organism in Eukaryota, Metazoa, Chordata, Aves, Galliformes, Phasianidae. The coding region runs from base 512 to 1756 and encodes 414 amino acids. Gene Ontology annotation, biological process: adenylate cyclase-activating adrenergic receptor signaling pathway. Gene Ontology annotation, molecular function: histamine receptor activity.
AGAAGAACUGCAACAGCAAAGUGAACCACGCCUUUGGUCAGCAAAAACAUACCACAGACUUGUUGAAAUUCAAUGACAUUAGGAUGAAAUUAGAAGUGGAAAUAAAUUUUCAUAAGGGUAUGAAGCUGAGAUUAAGAAAUAUUUUCCUGAAAUAGUUGAGGUCUGUAACGAUAAUGAGCAAAACAUUUCUGAGAGGAAACUGAGGAAAAUGAGGGAGGGGAAAGAGAAUCUUCUACUGGCCCUCAUGACCUCAGAAGAUAAGUAUCAAGUUGCAUAAACAAGAACUUACAUUUCAAAAUAUGAGCUUUGAAAUACUGCAUAUCUCAUUCUGGUAACUCUUCUACAGAUGCAUGCAGUUACAGAUGUGUUAUUAUUUAUUACAAUUUUUAAAAUCUUAUGAAAAACAUUUACCUGUUAUCAGAACCUCUCAAUUUUUUUCCUCUUGACUCAAUUUUUUGGAUGCCUACUAGCCUUUUCAUCUCAGCUGUUAUGAAUCUCAGCCUUCUGGACAAUGGAAGUUUCUUCCUGGACUGAACUGACCUGGAUGCUCAACAACCACAACAGCACAGCCGGAACUCCAUGCGUGAUGGGACCCUGUAACGGGACGCUGUCCCCACAGCCAUCAACCCCUCAGUUUUCCCUGGGUGUGUUGGUGCUCCUGGCUCUGCUCAUGGUGCUGCUGGCUCUGGUCACAAUCCUCGGAAAUGUCCUGGUGAUCCUGGCUUUCAUCUUGGACAGAAAUCUCAGGCAUCGGAGUAACUAUUUCUUUCUCAACCUUGCCAUUUCUGACUUUGCAGUGGGUGUCUUCUGCAUGCCACUAUACAUCCCUUAUGCCCUGACAGGGACCUGGCACCUGGGAAAAGGCCUAUGCAAGCUCUGGCUGCUUAUGGACUACCUUGUGUGUUCAGCUUCAGUGUUUAACAUUGUCCUUAUCAGCUAUGACCGUUUCCUGUCAGUUACAAAAGCGGUAUCUUACAGAGCCCAGCAGGGAAUGAUGUCCAACCCUGUCGUCAAGAUGGUGGCCAUCUGGAUUCUUGCCUUCCUGCUCUACUCUCCGGCAGUUCUCCUUUGGGAGUACGUGUCUGGCUGCAGCAUGGUAGAGGAAGGGCACUGCUAUGCCGAGUUCUUCAACAACUGGUACUUCCUCCUGUGUGCAUCCACCCUGGAGUUCUUUGUGCCCCUGAUCUCUGUCACCUACUUCAACGUGAGCAUCUUCCACAACAUCCAGAGACGCCAGCGGCGCGGCAGCGUUCAAUACUGUGAGUCUCCAGGGAGCAGCAGUGUGUCCUGGAGGUUUUGUUUUUUGCUGAGGCGAGGAUCCUCUUUGUCAGAAACAGAGGACAGUGUUUCAUCAGUAAUGAGGCUAUCAAGACCAUCACUGGCAUCGAACUGUACAUCUCCAACAACAAAAAGUCCUGUGGCUGUCAAAAGGGACUUCUCUGCAUCUUUCCGUGCAAACUCUCGGUCAAGACUGCAAAGAGACAAGAAGAUUGCAAAGUCACUUGCUGUAAUUGUGUGUGUCUUUGCCAUUUGCUGGGCCCCAUAUACUUUACUAAUGAUUAUUCGUGGAGCCUGCCAAGGAAAAUGUGUCCAUCCAAUUCUGUAUGAAAUUACCUUUUGGCUUUUGUGGAUCAAUUCCUCUCUGAACCCAUUUCUUUACCCACUUUGUCAUAUGAGAUUUCAAAUGGCUUUUAUGAAAAUACUAUGUCCCCAGAAGUUGGCAGCAUUGAGAUCAAAUGAUACACCUUCUGUUUAGAGCAUUAAAGUAAAAGAGUCAGAAAUAACAUUUGUCUCUUACUGCCUUUUUUCACAUUUCUUCAAUAGAAAUAAACGUUUGUUUGGUAAUGGCAUUAGUUAAGAAUAGGCAGAGGCAUGUACUUGUUCUUAUUUUGCUGAUUUUCAGAUUUUUUUUUUGUUUAUGCUGGUUCAUUCAAGUGUAAACACCAUCUGGAAUGAAAUUAAUAACCAAGUUUUACUGGAUGCUCUUCUUGACUUAUGGGCUUGAAGUGCUUCUUUUUGGUAUUAUGGAAGAACUCUUCUGUAGAUAUCUCUGUAUGUGUUCGUCGGAGGGGAUGUAUCUCUUUUUGUAUGUGCUGAGUUAAAAUUUUAUGCACAAUCUGUAGACCUCUAGCUAUCAGAGGAGAAACACGUGCUACAGUUUUGAAAUGUCCUGUAAAACCCACACAGGAGCAGUAACAUUUCCUUUUAAAAAGUGUUAUGAAAGCAACAUAGUGCUCAUUAUGAUUACAGUGGUGGGCAUUAUUUAAUUGUACAGACUGCCUAAUCCAACAUCUUUCUCCUUUUAAUUAUAAUGUGGUCCCUUCUUGGUGCUGUAGGACACAAUGCAUGUGCAUUAGUAACUGAGUCAUUUGUAGAAAACAGAUGUUUCCAUGGUAAUGGAAUUUUGAGACUGUUUAUCAAAAUAAUCACAGGCAUAAACAGUUGUUCUCUUUACCAGCACUAGCUUUUCUCCUGGUAGUGGCUGCCUCUUUGGUCCUGCUUGAAUCAUCUUCAGUGCCAGAUUUGUGCACUCUUUUAUUACUUAGAAGGUAGGCCAAGCUUUGGCACGUGAUCACAUUCCUGUUGAAUGAGCAGAGCAAGCAGUACAAAGUUCAUGCUGCAUUUGAGUUUUUUGGCUGUCUUGUGUGAGAACAGACAAUACUCUCCUGUGUAAAGCUUUGCAAGUGCAAAGAUAUUCCAUCUAAAUGGCUGGAAGAAAUUCAAGCUGGCAGAGUGAUGUUUAAACUAAAUCAUUUCUCUGUGCCAUAUCACAACCUUUGCUGUGAUAUUUUGUGUAUUUUGUCUGCCACUGAACAAGCAUCAAGCUGGGUUUUCUCUAUAACUGAGUAAAGGCCAUAUUCACUUCUUGAGAAAGAGGUUCUCUGAAGUCUGUCUGAAAGCUGAUAGACAGGUGUCUUAAAUAGCUAUUAAUAAAAUGGGAGUGAAUAAGCAGUGCUAAAAAGACUGAGUAAUGCAAUAGAGCCUGAUUAUAAUCCAUUCCAGGUGUCAGAUUUUCUUACCUUUUCUUGAAUGUUGCAAGUUUUCCUCAGGGUUUUCAUGGAUGGAUGAGUGUUAUUAUUUGUAUUAUUUUUCCCUCUAUUUUAAUGUAAAUAUGCACAUUAUAGAAUUCAUAGAAUGGCUUGGGUUGGAAGGGACCUCAAGGAUCAUCGGCUUCCAGCCCUCCUGCCAAAGGCAGAGAGAGCCACCUAUCUCUAGAGCUGGUACUAGACCAGGCUGCCCAGGGCCCCAUAAAACCUGGCCUUGAACAUCUCCAGGUACGGAAAGUCCACAGCCUCUCAGGGCAGCCUGUUCCAGCACCUUGCCACUCUUUCUAUAAGGAACUUCCUUCUGACAUCUAAUCUAAAGCUUUCCACUUUUGAGCUUAAAACCAUUCUCCCUUGUCCUAUCACUGUCUACCCUUGUAAAAAGUUGAUUCUACUCCUUUUUAUAAUCCCCUUACAAAUAUUGGAAGGCUGCAAUGAAGUCUCCUUGCAGCCUUCUCUAGGCUGAACAAGCACAGUUUCCUCAGCCUGCCUUCAUAGGGGAGGUGCUCUAGCCCUCUAAUCAUUUCUAUGGCCCUCUCCAACAGCUCCUUAUCUUUCCUGUACUGGGGGCCCUGGACCUGGAUGCAGCACACUCAUGAGGUGGGGCCUCAUGAGGGCAGAGUAGAGAGGGUCACCUAUACCUUUGUAUGUAGAAAGUACAGAAAUAGAAAUCUAACAGAGAAUAAUGCAGAGAAUAACAAAGAUUUAAGUAGUUUUCUUUUGGAAUAGAUAUCAAAUUUGAAAUGGGCUAUAGAAACGUUGCUGAACCAGAGGAUCCCUUUGUGAGCACAGCCCAAGUGCAUACAAACAGCUUAAUAGUAACACAGAAGUUAAUGGUUUUGAGGAGCUAAAAUCCCAUUCUGUUUAGACGCCUGAAGCUGAAGAUCUCUCUUGCCAGUUUUUGUACUGGCAGAUGAUAGCAUUUCACAGCUUAUUUUUGCUUCCUUGCCUUACAUAAGUAGUAUUAUGCAUUAUGAGCCUGGCUGCAAGGAGAUAAAUUGCGAGAGGUCAUUGAUUCAGCACAGCUGCUUUCACUGUUGUGACUUAAGGUGCUGGCACAGAUUUUUGUGGGGUUUACUUUUCUGUAAGUCUUGAAAAAAAAAACAAAACAAAAUGAAACCCACCUGCAUGUACAUGCUUGAACAAUUUAUAGAAUAGCUAGUCUACUAAAUGGACAUCUGCUCAACAGAGAAGCUGUAGACAUGCCCAAACUGGGAAAGACUUGAAUUAGCUGCUUUCAGUAAAACAAAUAAAUAAAUAAAAAAAAUCCGUGUAAGAAAAUCUUUUGCAUUUUAUAACUAAAUGGGUUGAUUACUAUGGAAACAUAGCCUACUCAAUUAUCGACGAGAUAAAAUGGUAAAAACUUUGCAGCACUGAUAAAGAAGAGUUUUUUCAGGGAGCACAGCGUGCAGUAAUUUUGAAACCACAUAGAGAACUGAAAUCACUAGAGAUCAGUGUUUCUGAUAUACAGUGUUCACUCAGCUCCUAUAUAUUUGCAGAGUUUGCUGUGUGUUUCUAAGUGCUCUACUGCUCCCAAAUUAAGCCAAACACUGCUGCUAUUCUCGGCAUUAAAGCUGUCUUAGUCCAAGUCUCAUCCUAAGUCUUCCUCUCUCCAAAAGACACUUUUCAGGUUUCUGCUAGUAUGCUUGUUCAGUACUUGUUUUUGGGCAUGCCUUUCAUGCACUGACAAAAAGGUACUUUCCUUGCCAAGUUUGCUUUUCUGAGCAAAGUUUUGCUAUCCAGUUAUCUGUUUCAUCAUUUAAUGGCAUUGCAUUUUUUUUCUGUCUACGGAGAUGUUUGGUAGCGACUGCAGACAGCGACGGUAGGCCAAUGA